Molecule: messenger RNA, 519 nt
Organism: Procambarus clarkii (red swamp crayfish)
Lineage: Eukaryota; Metazoa; Arthropoda; Malacostraca; Decapoda; Cambaridae
Source: RefSeq, a predicted model, not a curated record
AUGAACCAUCAACGUAAUCCUGCGCACAACAUUCCAGCUUCUUCGUGUGAUAUAAAUUCAUAUACAAAGGCCCAUUACGCCCAUUCACACCCAGCAGGACCAGUUACUGUGGGCAGUCAGCCGCAGCCCCAACCACCCGCAGCCCCAACCACCCGCAGCCCCAACCACCCGCAGCACCAACCACCCGCAGCCCCAACCAGCCGCAGCCCCAACCACCCGCAGCCCCAACCACCCGCAGCCCCAACCAGCCGCAGCACCCGCAGCCCAACCACCCGCAGCCCCAACCAGCCGCAGCCCCAACCACCCGCAGCCCCAACCAGCCGCAGCCCCAACCACCCGCAGCCCCAACCAGCCGCAGCCCCUGGCCAAGUGCCAAGCAAAUGGUACAACUUUAGCGAGAGUUACACAGAGAGAGACAUGACCGGCCUUGUCCAGGUGCUAACACACGAGCAACGGCUCACAACUGCACGCCAAGACCCACAAUAUACGCAAAUCUUUAUAGAGGCAGGCGGAGGGUAA